This is a messenger RNA of Ilex paraguariensis (yerba mate), 582 nucleotides long. NCBI's taxonomy places the organism in Eukaryota, Viridiplantae, Streptophyta, Magnoliopsida, Aquifoliales, Aquifoliaceae. The record is from the annotation of a GenBank genome assembly.
AUGGGCACUGUGGUAGGGACGCGGGUGUGGCAGGCACAGGUGAUGCUGGAGCAGCAAGUGCCGUGGGCGCGGGGGCAGUGCAAGUUCGUGAGGGUGCCAGGCGCAAUAAGCGCAGAGGACAUGGGAGUGGCGACGCGAGCGCUAGAGUUGGCGCAGGUCUACGAGAGUGCCUGGAGCAUGGGCGCAAACAGGGGUGCAGGAGUUGGCCUGGACAUGGUCGUGGGCGCUCAGGGCAUUGUGGUUGGCGUUGGCACAUGGACAAGUGCUCCUCCUCGUGCCGAUGUUGUUAAAAGCUUGAAAAAUGGCAUAAUACUGAAUCUUUUGGGAAUGGGUGCUGCUAUACUAGGCAUGCAAGCUACUGUAGGGAUAUUGGUGGCUAAGGCUCUUACUACCUCAGCUAAUCCUUAUUACCAGGGUAUUUCUCCCGGGAGUUCUCCUGUUCUUGCAUUGGAUGUGUUCUUGGUACAGGCAUCGGCAAACACCAUCCUUUCUCAUUUUUUGGGCCUCGUUUGCUCCUUAGAGUUGUUGCGCUCAGUCACAUUACCAACCUCAGAAAGCAUUCCAGUUCCUAAGGUCGCAUGA